Messenger RNA from Brachypodium distachyon (stiff brome), 1683 nucleotides. RefSeq names its product pentatricopeptide repeat-containing protein At1g26900, mitochondrial. The record is from RefSeq and is a predicted model, not a curated record. Gene Ontology annotation, biological process: RNA modification. The transcript has a single exon. Bases 1 to 1683 code for a protein of 560 amino acids. Lineage: Eukaryota; Viridiplantae; Streptophyta; Magnoliopsida; Poales; Poaceae. Gene Ontology annotation, molecular function: RNA binding; protein binding.
AUGGCGCCGCCGCCAACGGGGAAGCCGGUGGCCAUCACGGCGCUGCUCAGGCGCGCGACGCGGCCGGCGCACCUCCUCCAGCUCCACGCGGCCAUGCUCAAGGCCUCGCUCUUCCCGCACCACGCGUUCCCCACGGCCAGGCUCCUCGCCUCCCCGCUCGCGCCGCUCCACUACGCGCUCUCCCUCUUCGCCGCCAUCCCGCACCCCACGCUCUUCCACCACACGGCGCUCCUCCGCGCGCUCUCCGCGGCGCCCUCUUCCGCCUUCUACGCCUCCGCCGCCGCCUCCCUCGACGUCCUAGCCUCCGCGCGGGCGCGCCUCCCUGCGCUGGACGAGUUCGCGUUCCAGCCGCUCGUGGCGCUCUGUGCCAAGAACCCCCGCGACGGCGCGGCCGGGGAGCUCGGGAGACAGGUCCACGCGCUCGUGGUGCGUUACGGGUUCUUAAGCGUCGUGAGCCUGGGGAACGUCCUGUGCCACCUCUACUGCAGCCUCGGGAGCAUGGGAGACGCGCGGAGGUUGUUCGAUGAAAUGCCUGAGAGGGACUCAGUGUCGUGGAACACGAUGAUCGGAUGCCAUGUCAGAGUAGAGGAGGUCGGUACAGCGCUGGAGAUGUUUAGUGCUAUGAGGUGUCGUGGUGUGGAUGUCAACGCGACGACAGUGGUCGCCUUGGCUGCAUGCGGGUGGCGAGGCGAGUCGUUGCAUGGGUUCUGCAUCAAGACAGGCUUAUUCACGGAUGUGAAGGUGGCGACAGCAUUGCAGGGAAUGUAUUUCAGGAAAGUGGGUACUGGAUGUGCAAAGAAGAUCUUCGAUGAGGUGAUGAGGAGGGAUGUGGUGCUAUAUAAUUGUAUGGUGGAUAACUGCGCAAAGGGAGGGAAAGUUGAGGAGGCAAUGGGCUUGGUGGAUAGGAUGAGGCAGGAGGGGGUGAGACCAAACACUGGGACUCUUGUGACUGUGCUCUCUGCAUGUGGAACGUCAGGGGCAAUCGCAGCUGGUUGUCGCAUCCACGACCUUGCGCUGGAGCUUGGCCUUGAGCUUGACACUGCACUAGGAACAGCACUCAUGGAUAUGUACUUCAAGUGUGGGUACCCCAAUGAAGCGCAUGUAGUUUUUUAUGCAAUGCGUGAUAGGGAUGUGAUGACAUGGACUGCAAUUAUCAUGGGACUGGGGGUUAAUGGGCAGUCAGAUGCGGCGUUAUCCCAGUUUCGUGCAAUGGCACGAGACGGAGUGGCUCCUAAUGAGGUUACCUUUCUUGCUGUGCUGAAUGCUUGUAGCCAUGGCGGGUUAGUAUCUGAAGGGAAGAAGCAUCUGGAGAGCAUGGUCCGGCAAUAUGGCAUAUCGCCUCGCAGCGAGCACUAUGGUUGCAUCAUCGAUCUCCUUGGAAGGGCGGGACGGUUGGAGGAAGCUUACGACCUCAUGAGAAACCUAUCCUCCCAUGGUGAUGCUAUGGCUUGGAGGGCUUUGCUUGCAGCCUGCAGGGUCCAUGGCAACAUCGAGCUGGGGAGGAUGGUACAGGCACAGUUGGACGCUAUGGGGGAUUAUCAUCCAUCAGAUACCAUUCUGCUGUCAAAUGUGUACGCAUCGGAAGACCGAUGGGAUGAGAUAGCACAUGUCAGGGAUUCAGGACAGAAAUUAGUCAUGUACAAGAAACAAGCAGGUUGCAGCUCCAUUGAAGUGUCGUUCUAA